This is a messenger RNA of Alosa sapidissima (American shad), 4084 nucleotides long. It is a transcript of the gene hyal2a, whose product is annotated as hyaluronidase 2a. Gene Ontology annotation, biological process: hyaluronan catabolic process; carbohydrate metabolic process. NCBI's taxonomy places the organism in Eukaryota, Metazoa, Chordata, Actinopteri, Clupeiformes, Clupeidae. The record is from RefSeq and is a predicted model, not a curated record. Gene Ontology annotation, molecular function: hyaluronoglucuronidase activity; hyalurononglucosaminidase activity. The coding region runs from base 948 to 2420 and encodes 490 amino acids. The transcript has 4 exons.
CCUGAGAAUGUAUUGUAUCUGCCUCUCACAUCACUAAAGUAACUGAAAGAAGAAGUGGUGAAGUAAUCAUGUAUGGAAAUGCAGUUGAACCUCUUUUAAUGUUUCAGUUAAAUAAGUUAACCGUUAGUAUAUUGUUUAAAACUGGGUUGGAUUCAAGCUUACACUUUUCUUUAUGUUCUGUAUUGUUUUGUAACACCUAAGGAAAAGUUGUUUAAAUUCAAUCACUCAUUUAGGUAAAUAUUUACACUUGAUAUGAGAGGUUCUAGCUAGGUAUCUGUCAACAUCUAAGAAAUGUUUCUCCUGCUGAAGCAACGUUAGACUGUCGUUUAGCGAAGCAGGCUCCUGCUGUUGACUGGGCAUCUGAUUGUAAGCAGCGCUCCCCAUCUGUAGGCUACCCUGUAAUUACACCGCAAGCUUUCCUUGCCAGUAAACUUUGGGACCGACUUAGAUGCCUCCAAACGGGGCACACUUAGGGAGUUAUAAUUCCGAAACGUUUUAAGGGCAUAACAAUAAAGCCAUGACACCCUUCAUUUGACUGUUUUGGUGGGUGUGCAGUUGGUCUUAUUAGACUAGAAAAGUCAGCUACCGGCAACUACGCGAUUGUGGUGUGGACGUUUGACCACUCCCUCCCUUUCCGAGCAAAUGGAACAUGCCAAAGCGGCAGCUCACUCACUCCUGCGCCUAUCUUUAGCCCCACGCCGCUUUCAUUGCUCUGCUGUGGUCUUCACCAGAUUUCAUUAAAUUAAAGAAAAUGCUAUCAUUGUUCAGACGUCCUUAUAGAUAUGUUGCGCAACUUUUAUAAAGUUUCCUUCAAACUUUUGUCGACAUGAUUUGGUAAACUAACUUAGAAGUUUCAGAGGAUCAACGCAGCUUGUAAAUUGUCAUUCGGGAAUGUUUAUUAUUUUUCUGGAAAAGAAGAGCUGAAGGAGUCCCUCUUGUUUAGUGGUAUGCCAACAACAUCAACUAUGGCCCAGUGGCUGCUGAACAUAUGGGGAGUUUUCUCGCUGCUUCUGCUCAUGGUGUUGGGAGAAUCAAAGGAUAUCCAUGUGCUGAAGUCUACAAUAUGGCCUCUGUAUCCUCACAAGCCUUUGCUGCUGGCUUGGAAUGCCCCAACGGAGGAUUGUAAGCCCCGUCAUGGUGUGGAUUUCCAGCUUGACCAGUUCCAGAUUGUGGCAUCUCCCAAUGAAGGCUUCACUCGUCAGAACCUGACCAUCUUCUAUAAGGACAGGUUGGGUCUGUAUCCUUACAUCGAUACCGAUGGCCAACUGGUGAAUGGCGGCCUUCCUCAGAAGGCCAGCCUUACACAGCACCGUGAGAAGCUUCCUGAAGGCGUUGCCUACUACAUCCGUGACCCGGCUGCUAAGGGGCUGGCAGUCAUUGACUGGGAAGAGUGGCGCCCUCUCUGGAUCCGGAACUGGCAGACCAAGGACGUAUAUCGGGAGCAGUCCCGCAAGAUGGUGUCGCAGAAGAACCCCACGUGGCCCAGCCACAACGUCAACAAAGUGGCCCAGCAGGAGUUUGAGAUGUCGGCGCGGCAGUUCAUGCUGGAGACCUUACGAAUGGUCAAGAACCUUCGCCCUGGUCAGCUGUGGGGCUUCUACCUCUUCCCUGACUGCUACAACCACGACUACCAGAACAGUCUGGAGAACUACACGGGCCGCUGCCCGGACGUGGAGGUGGCGCGGAACGAACAGCUGCGCUGGCUGUGGGCAGAGAGCACGGCGCUCUUCCCCUCCGUCCACAUGGGUUCAAAAUUGCGCGCCUCGCCUCUGGCCCGCCUCUUCGUCAGGAACCGUGUGCGGGAAGCCCUUCGAUUGGCCCAGGGUGGGGAGGGGGACGGCCCCACACGCCCCGUGUUUGUGUACGCCAGGCCUACCUAUGCCAAUGAUCUGCAGCUCCUUACACAGAGUGACCUGGUCUCUACCAUUGGAGAGAGUGCGGCACUGGGGACAGCAGGCAUCAUACUGUGGGGAGAUGCCACAUAUGCAGGGAACAAAGACACGUGUGUCGAACUGAGUGAGUACCUGCGUGGCCCACUGGGCCGCUACCUACUCAACGUGUCCACGGCGGCGGAGCAGUGCAGCCAGGCGCUGUGCGGGUGGCACGGCCGCUGCCUGCGCAGGAUCGCCAACACGGACACCUACCUGCACCUCGACCCGCUGACCCACAGCAUCCAAGAGCAGGGCGGCCGGCUGCGUGUGCUCCGGACAGGGGGAGAGCCGGGUGCGGGGGAGGAGAGGAGCCACUGGGCCCAGGACUUCAGGUGCCAGUGCUACAGCGGGUAUCAAGGCGAGGACUGUGCCAUGCAGGACCCCCAGCAGCAGAGAGGGGGCGCCGUGUCCGCUGUCGGGGGGUCGGCCACACAGCGUCUGCUCCUACUGCUGAUGCCAGUGCUGCUGAUGCUGCCGUUGCUGCACUGAAUAGACCAACCACAUAAGAAACACUCACACAAAUACAUGAAACACUCACACAAAUACAUUUCCAGGACUCCCAGGGUUCUGACACUCCCCCUAACAAGCACUUACACUUGUUCAGUGAAAACAUACAAAUCAUACUGACAGAAACACAAAAAAGGACAUGUUUCCAUGACAUCUGUCCAAAGCACCUCUCACUGCAGGAUCUGCUCCUGAGGUAAUUACUCACACUGCUCUCUGAACACACAUUUGUCAAGCGCAAACACACACACACACACACACACACACACACACACACACACACACACACACACACACACACCCCGGCCCAUACCUGAGUCAGAUGUGCUUGUGGAAGAUUAGCAGUAGACAGGGGAGCUCCAGUGGAAUUCCUGAGCAAACACAGUACUUAUGUUUAAGUCAGGGACAGUGAUGAAUUUUCAGGUGGCAGCUGUGCUUAGAUACCUGAAAUACCAUAGCUUAAGCGACCAGGGUGUACCCAUGUGCUGUGCAUGCAUAACCUAUGGAGUAGAGAAUCAACUAUGGUAGCAUGCAUGGCUUAGUGGAUUUGUUAAGUUAUUUGACCAUGUCGGUAUUGUUUGAGAGUUAUGUUAUCAGAUGAAUUAAAAACUUUGGAACUCAUGUUUUUUUCUUAUUGCAAGUAAAGGUAAACCAAGAAGCUUUUCUUUUCUCAGUAGAACACUGCAUAUUUGCCAGUAGAACACUGCAUAUUUGCAGUAGGCCUAUGCAUGUCUAGACUGUGUGUUUGUAGAUGUAGAAAUCUGUAGAAGAGACAAGUAUGUCAUGUUGACUGUUUGUUACCAUAGUACUGGACUACAAAAGUAAUGGGCUGCUAGCAGUUAGAUAGUACUUCUUUCCUUUUCAUGCAACUCCUGUGUUUAUAGUCAGGCUAAAGUCACAGCCAGUUAUGUAUGUUGCAGUGCCAUAGUUUGCCUUAAAGGACAACUCCGGUCUAAGAAUGAGUGAAUGAUUUGAUUUAUUACGCAAAGUUUUGUUUAAGACCAGUGUCAUGACUUAGCUACUGUCUUAUUGAUGAAAACAAAAUACAUCAGAAACAUUGAACAAAAACACACAUGCACAUUCACCGUCAUGUAAUCCACACAGUUUGAUGGACUCCAAACAGGAGCACUUAUGUCUCAUUAUUACUGGAAAGGAAGUCGCUUGAACUCUAAAAGUGGAGGUUGUUUAUGGUUGUGUGUUUGUUUUUGCUGGAAAAGGACAGCGUUUAGCCUCUUUCUGCUUUCCUGUGCAUAAUUUUCCCAUGAUCCCAAAGUUUGAGGACAAUAUUUUUACUUGUUUGUGUGAGUUUCUGAGGAGGAUGCACCAGAUAUUGUAAAUGAGCUGUUAUGAUCUGUGGUUCAAACAAGUUUGCCCCAUUAUUUUUUACAAUUUUCAGAAAACAAUGUAUGUGUUUGCCUUUUAUGACUUGUUUGUGUAUGUGCUAACAAUGAGAGGGAAUGAGCAAGAGUGGUGAUCAUUGUUGAAUAUUUAAUAUUAUGAUCAGGGCAUCGUAAGGUUUAGGAACUUGUACUGUUUUUGGUACACCAGAUGUACACUGGAAAAAGAAAGAUUUUUAAUUAAUUUUAAUUGUAUGGGUGAUAGCUGGAACAUGUCAAUAAAUCUACAUUUUUGAUAUGCUCUUGAUCUUG